CUCCUUGUGGUGAGCACUUCCGUAGGCGGUAUCCCUGAGGUGCUUCCGGCCGAUUUAAUCCGUCUUGCAUCAGUUGACGUUUCCAGUAUAGCCGCAUGUCUAGCUGAUGCCAUCGAUGAGAUACGGGCUCGCCGAGCACUUUUUAGCACGGAUACAGAUGCUAAAAUGUUUCAACAUUCAGAACGGUUAACGAAUUCAACUUCCAACCUCCCAAUCUUUCAGACGCCUGCAGACACGUCCUAUCUAAAGCACCAUAUUGCGUUGGAUAGCGAAAUAAAUGAGAUCGAUGCCGUGGCAUUCACGGAAUUCCCGUCUUAUACGGAUGCUGAACCAAAAUCAAGUAUAGAUAAUAAUCAGAUUUUCGAGGAUGAAUCAAUGGGCAUAGCGCAUGAAGAUGUUGACAUAACUUAA
Protopolystoma xenopodis is the source of this 411-nucleotide messenger RNA. NCBI's taxonomy places the organism in Eukaryota, Metazoa, Platyhelminthes, Monogenea, Polystomatidea, Polystomatidae. The record is from the annotation of a GenBank genome assembly.